Molecule: messenger RNA, 2395 nt
Organism: Sardina pilchardus (European sardine)
Lineage: Eukaryota; Metazoa; Chordata; Actinopteri; Clupeiformes; Clupeidae
Product: tripartite motif-containing protein 16-like
Exons: 8
Coding region: 34-1791 (585 amino acids)
Molecular function (GO): zinc ion binding; protein binding
Source: RefSeq, a predicted model, not a curated record
GUGUGCUUGGUGUGUGUUUGUGUGAGCUAGAAAAUGGCGGAGGCUAUUUCUCAGGAGGAAGAGUCUUUCACAUGUCCAGUGUGUCUGGAGCAGCUGAAGGACCCAGUGACUAUUCACUGUGGACAUAACUUCUGUAUGAGGUGCAUUAAGGGCUGCUGGGAUCAGGAGGAUCAGAAAGGAGUCUACAGCUGCCCCCUGUGCAAACACACCUUCACUCCCAGACCUGUCCUCUACAAAAACCCUCUGAUUGCUGAAAUGGUGGAGAAAUUUGGGAAGACCAGAAUCCAGGCUGCUGCUCCUGCUCAGUGUUCUGCUGGAGCUGGAGAUGUGGAGUGUGACGUCUGCACUGGGAGAAAACUCAAAGCUGUGAAGUCCUGUCUGGAUUGUCUCCUGUCUUACUGUGGAACUCACCUAAAGGUUCACAAUGAUAUAAACCCAGGAAGGAAACACUCAGUGAUUGAUGCCACAGGCCAGCUACAGGAGAGGAUAUGCCCUCGUCAUAAGAAGGUGUUUGAAAUCUUUUGUCGUACUGAUCAGAGUUGUAUCUGCUAUCUGUGUGUGAUGGAUGAUCAUAAAGGCCACGACACAGUCACAGCUGUAGAAGAAAUUAACAACAAACAGAAACAGUUGGGGCAGACCCAGGGGAGAUUCCAGCAGAGAAUCCAGGAGAGAGAGAAGGAGCUGCAGGAGCUGAGGAAGGCUGUGGAGACUCUCAAGAGCUCUGCACAGACAGCAGUGGAAGACAGUGAGAGGAUCUUCACUGAGAUGAUCCGCUCCAUCGAGAGAAGGCGCUCUGAGGUGACAGAGCUGAUCAGAGCUCAUGAGAAGACUGAGGUGAGUCGGGCUGAAGGACUCCUGAAGAGACUGGAGCAGGAGAUUGCUGAGCUAAAGAGGAGAGAUGCUGAACUGGAGCAGCUUUCAUACACAGAGGAUCACAUCCAUUUCCUCAAGAAUAUCCCAUCAUUCCGAUACUCUCCUUGCUCUCCCAGCAUGACCAUCAACCAAAGUGUCUCUUUUGAGGCUGUGAAGAAAUCUGUCUCUGCAGUGAAGGUGCAGCUGGAGGAGAAACUGGAAGGCAUCUUCAAGCAGGAAGUGGCCAAGAUAUCUGCAGCAGUGGCACAUAUCGAGAUCCUCCAGUCUUUAGAAUAUACUGAUCCUGAACUCCCAAUCAGAAAAACAAACAGUAAGGGGAUGCUACCACCACAAAUGUCUGGUGUUUCAGCGUCUGGUGUUUUUCCUGAACCAGUGACCAGAGAGGAGUUCUUGCAGUACUCCUGUCACUUCACUCUGGAUCCAAACACAGCACACAGAGAACUCCAUCUGUCUGAGGGGAACAAGAAGGUGGAGUGGAGAGAUGAGCUCCAGUCAUAUCCUGAUCAUCCAGAGAGAUUUGAUGAGUGGGAUCAGGUGCUGAGUGGAGAGGGUGUGUCUGGACGCUGCUACUGGGAGGUGGAGUGGAGUGGGUGGGUUUAUAUAGCAGUCUCCUAUAAAAGCAUCGGCAGGAAAGGAGGGGGUGAUGAGUGUGUGUUUGGACAUAAUGAUCAGUCCUGGAGUCUGCAGCGCUACAGCUCCGGCAGCUGCUCUCUCUAUCACAAUAGUAAAGAGACUGAACUCCCUCUACUGGCCAGCUCCAGAAUAGGAGUGUAUGUGGAUCACAGCGCAGGAACUUUGGCCUUCUACAGCAUCUCUGACACAAUGACCCUUCUGCACAGAGUCCAGACUACAUUCACUCACACACUCUACCCUGGGUUUAGAUGUUUAUAUAUUGGAUCAUCAGUGAAGCUGUUGUGACCCACACAGCAGGGCAGAGAUGCAAAGACUCCAGAUACAAAUAGAUGCUGUUAUCAAACACACACACACACACACACACACACACACACACACACACACACACACACACACACACACACACACACACACACACACACACACACACACACACACACGCGCACACAUAAACACAUCCCAUCUCAUCAGCACACAUAUAAACCAUUCACAUGUAAGGAUCUCAUACAGCAUCUGCACCUCUGGACCUCUGCUGGAACACACAUCAGCACACCACACAUGAACUAUUGGGUGGGAAGUGUUUUGAUAUUUCAGUGUUUCACCCCCUCUGAUCCUCUCCCACAAUCCAUUUCCUCUCCCUCCUAAACUCACUUUUUUAAUGAAAUAAUUCAAAUCACAGGUGGUUGUUCCUGUAGCAGUUAUUUCUGAAUAAACAUGUAGGCUAAUAAAGCAUGAACUUGGUGAAAACUGAGAUUAUAUGACAGAGUGCCAUCAUGGUGCUCUUCUUCCAAAAAACAAAUAAACUGAAAUUCUUGUGUUCUUCCAAAUUGUGCAUUUAAUUGGCCAGGAUUUGAAAUGCCUCACUUGCAAUAUUUAUUUUUAUCUUGUG